UACAUGCAUGCAUGGUAGAGCAUGCAAGAGGAUACUUCAAAGAAAUAUAAAACAAUUAAGAAAGCUGAUAACAUGCAGAGCCUCAAGAGGACACUUCAAAGAAAUUGCUUGUUGAAUUGGUCUCUUUGUAUUAAACUAAUUUCUUUAACGCGUCAGUACUCCCCAAUAGCAACUUUCCUUGCAGGUCCAUCCCAUGCAAGGCCUUAUAAAAUGUUGGUCCUACCUUGUCCUCUGUACGUAUUCAAAGCAAACAUAUCUUCCUUCUAUCCCUCUAGUGAUUCCUCAAGAGCCCUUUUACCAUUCCUUCACCAACCAUCAACAAAUGGCAGAAGCCAUUCUCUUCGACAUUGCUGCACGAAUCAUUGAGAGCUUGGGAUCUCAUGCUCUCAAAGAGAUCGGACUGCUUUGGGGUGUCACAGAUGAGCUUGAGAAGCUCAAGAACACCGUUUCGACAAUCCAAGCCGUGCUUCUUGAUGCUGAGGAGCAAUCAGCAGUUAACUGUCAAGUUAGAGAUUGGCUUGAAAAGCUCAAGGAUGUCGUUUAUGAUGCAGACGACUUGCUGGAUGGUUUCUUCACUGAACAUCUGUUGCGAGAGAUGAUGACUCGGGAUAAGAUGGCAAAAAAGGUACGAAUCUUCUUAUCCAAAUCAAACCAGCUUGUCUAUAAUUUUAAAAUGGGCCAUAAGAUUAAGGCGAUUAGACAGAAGUUAGAUGCCAUUUCAAAUGACAGGACGAAAUUCCACUUGGAUGAACGCCCUGUGGAGAUAGGAGUCAGGGCUAGGAAUACUCAUUCCUAUGUACCUGUCGGCAAAAGUUACUGGUAGAGAAGAUGACAAGAAGGAGAUCCUAAAAAGACUUCUUUCUGAUUCCGAGAACGUCGGAAUCCUUCCGAUUACUGGCAUCCGAGGAUUAGGAAAGACCACACUAGCUCAGUUCAUCUUUAAUGAUGAGGAAAUAGAUAAACAUUUUCAACUAAAAAUGUGGGCCUGUGUCUCUGAGAGCUUUGAAGUCGAAAAAGUUAUUGGAAAAAUCUUAGAAUCGAUGAAAAAAAAGAAGCCAGACGUUUCAGGAAUGGAUGCAUUGGGGCGUAUUCUUCGAGAAGAAAUUGGUGGAAAGAAAUACUUACUUGUGUUGGAUGAUGUUUGGAAUGAGGAUGUUAAAAAAUGGGAUGAUUUGAAAGUACUGUUGGAGGUUGGUGCAAGUGGCAGUAGAAUAUUAAUAACUACACGAAGUAAAAUAAUUGCUCAAAUUACCCAAACAAUUGCAGAAUAUUCCUUACAGUGUUUAGACGAACGGGAGUCAUGGUGUUUAUUCAAGCAAGUGGCAUUUGAGAAUGGACAAGAGCCUGUUAAUUCUAGAAAAGUGGAAGUUGGAAAGGAGAUUGUAGAAAAGUGUUCAGGUGUCCCUCUUGUCAUCAAAACAAUUGGAAGGUUACUGUCCUUGGAAAAUUCUGAAGAAGGGUGGGUUUCUUUCAAAAACAAUAAGCUGCAAAAAAUAAAAGAAAAUGACAUCUUACCAACUCUUAAGCUGAGUUAUGAUCAACUUCCAUCACAUUUGAAACAAUGUUUUGCUUAUUAUAGUAUAUUUCCAAAGGAUUACGUGAUGGAAAAAUCAAAAUUGAUAAAUCUCUGGAUAGCUAAGGGUUUUAUCAAGCCGCCCAAUCAAAAUGAAUGUCUUGAAGAUGUUGGUCAUGAGUAUUUCAUGGAUUUACUUUGGAGAUCCUUCUUUCAAGAAGCUGAAAUGGAUGAUUUGGGAAAUGUGUUUAUGAUUAAAAUGCACGACCUCAUGCAUGAUCUUGCAAGCUCAGUAGCAGGAUCGUUGAUCACCAGAUUAGAAUCUGAGGAAAAAAGUAUUAGUGAUCUGAAAACUCAGCACGUAUCAGUCGUCGGCAAUAUAGAUUUUUCCUUAGUAAUUCGAACUUCCUCGUCUAAAGCCAGUAAGACACGAACACUUCUUUGCCUUGGUGAAUCCGAGAAUUUGCAAGAUUUCUCAAGUACUUCAUGUGAAGCAAUCUUUUCAAGUUUAAAGUUCUUGCGAGUGCUGGGUUUAGAUGGAAGACAGUUCGAUUUAGUACCGAGUUCCAUAUGUAAGUUGAAGCAUUUAAGAGAUCUUGAUCUUUCAUGGAAUGAAAAAAUUAAGAAGCUGCCCGAUUCCAUAAGUAGACUGCAAAAUUUGUAUUCACUGAGACUCUCUAGUUGCUCGAGUCUUGAAGAAUUGCCUAGAGGAAUUACGAAAUUAGUCAACCUCAGGCAUCUUUACAAUGAUGAAUGUGAUAGUUUGACUUAUAUGCCACGUGGAUUGGGGCAAUUGACAAAUCUUCAGACAUUAUCUCUGUUUCGUUUCCCCAUUGAUUCGGCCCCAGAGGAUAUUGGCCAGUUAAGCGAGCUAAUUACACUAAAUAGCUUAAGAGGAGAAUUAGAGAUUUUGGGUUUCAGACAUGGGGAAGACGUCGCAUUAUUAGACUAUAAGGGUGCAAAUCUAAAGGAGAAACAACAUCUUCAGGUUUUGACUUUAAAAUGUUGGAGCAGAGAAAAUGUUAACGCACGUGAUGAAAAUAUGGCAUUUGAAGACUGGGUACCUCCCCCAAAUCUUAAAAAGUUGGACAUUGGUUCUUAUUGGAGUGUGAAGCUUUCAGAAGGUUUUUCGACACUCACAAAUCUCGUUGAAUUGUCGAUUUCAGGUUGUAGGAAAUUGAAAUAUUUGCCACCAUUGAGUCGACUACCCUCUCUUAAGAGUCUUUAUCUGUGGGAUCUUGAAGAAAUAGAGUACGUAUCAGAUUGUAGUGACAACAAUGAGUUAUCUUCUUUUUCUUCAUCAGCAUUCUUCCCAUCUCUGGAGCAAAUUGUCAUCAAUUACUGUCCUAAUCUGAAGGGUUGGUGGAGGAGGAGUGAUUCUUAUAAUGUGGAUGUCAAUACUACUGAUCAUGCUUUACUGCUAUUUCCUCGUCUUUCAGAAUUAAUAAUAGAGCAAUGCCCUAUGUUGACUUCAUUGCCAAUGUUUCCACAUCUGGAAGAAAAGUUAGUCCUAGAGAAUGCCAGCUGGAAGCCAGUGCAACAAACAAUAACGAAUGCCUCCUCCUCCUCCGCUUCCUCUACACCCAUUGCCUUUUCAUCUCCUCCUCUCUCCAAAUUGAAGACAAUAUUCUUAUCUGGUAUUCACGAUCUAGAAACACUGCCAGUGCAAAACCUCGUAUCUCUCCAGCAUUUGACGAUAGCUGACUGUCCCAUGCUUGACCUAGGUAACGAUGAGCACGGGAUGCAAUGGAAAGGGCUUAAAAGCCUCAUCUCUUUGGGGUUUACGGGUAUGCCGAAAUUGGUGUCUCUCCCUUUGGGGCUUCAACAUGUUACCUCUCUACGACGGCUCCAAAUCUCAGAUUGUUCAAGCUUGUUGGCUAUACCAGAGUGGAUCUGCAAUUGGGCAUCGCUUGAGGAGUUCACAAUUUCUAAAUGCUCUGGUUUAACAUCACUCCCUGAAGCAAUGAGUAGGCUAACCUCUUUGAAAACGUUGAAAAUUUAUGAUUGCCCCAUCUUAUUACGAAGAUGCGAACAAGAGAGAGGUGAGGAUUGGCCCAAGAUUGCUCACAUCCCAAAGCUGGACUUUCGUCUUCCUUACCUUGGCUGAUCGAGGUAUUUUUCUACCAAUUUUAUCUUUAUCCCCGCAUCCACCUUCUUCACUUGUCAACUUAUAAAAUUCUAUUUGCAUAAACGACUUCGAGUAAAGAAGAAACAGGGGAGAGGGAUUGAGAGUUUGUUAAAAAAAACUAAUGCACUGCGACUUCUACAAGUAAAUAACUUAGAGAAUAGUAAUGAGGCGGAAGAAGAGCAAAGGGAAGAAAUAUUGGAGGGGGUUGCGGAGGAGAUCCAGGAUUGGAAUUUGGGGCCGCAAUGUUGAGGCUGUAUAAUUUCAUGACAACAAUUUCAACAGGGCCUGCAUGUUUCUUAGCGUGGAAAGUGAUGAUGCGGCCAAUUGCGCGCUUUGAACUCCUUUAUUUGUGCAUGCUCUCCAAGAACAUUUUUUGCCAUCAAUUAUCUUGCAGCUAGCUGUUGCACAGAAAAUGAGGAUUUUCGAUUUUAACCUAUGCUCGGUAAUUUGUGGCAGCUUGUAACAUAUUUUCUUUCACCCUGAACGGUUAAUAACUCAUGUUUGCAGUGU
This is a messenger RNA of Carya illinoinensis, 4151 nucleotides long. RefSeq names its product putative disease resistance protein RGA3. NCBI's taxonomy places the organism in Eukaryota, Viridiplantae, Streptophyta, Magnoliopsida, Fagales, Juglandaceae. The transcript is spliced from 3 exons. The coding region runs from base 795 to 3620 and encodes 941 amino acids. The record is from RefSeq and is a predicted model, not a curated record. Gene Ontology annotation, molecular function: ADP binding. Gene Ontology annotation, biological process: defense response to other organism.